Messenger RNA from Epinephelus fuscoguttatus (brown-marbled grouper), 3219 nucleotides. RefSeq lists its product as uncharacterized. Gene Ontology annotation, biological process: synaptonemal complex assembly. The record is from RefSeq and is a predicted model, not a curated record. The transcript is spliced from 11 exons. Gene Ontology annotation, cellular component: synaptonemal complex. Lineage: Eukaryota; Metazoa; Chordata; Actinopteri; Perciformes; Serranidae. The coding region runs from base 369 to 911 and encodes 180 amino acids.
UUUAAAACGCCUACGAGAAAUAUUUUAUAAAACAGUUACUGUUAAGUUAUUAACUUAAUUGUAAUUAUAGCAACUGCCACUUAACUGUUGGCUUUGUAACGGCUUAGCCAACGUUAGCUAGUUUAACGGCUAACAAUAUCCUGUAGUAAUAAAACGGUGGUAACGAUUUGUAGCAGAAUAGACAGUAGUUUAGUGUCAAAAUCUUCCUUGUAGCUGGCUGCUAACUCGAUCAUUACAGUUAAAUACGUGUCAUUUAAUCUUGAAAAGUCAUUGACAACGGCUAAACGUUGUAUUUAGGAUAACGUUAUCUAAAAAAAUUCAACAUUGAUGACCUGAUUAAUAAUAUUCGACUGAAUGGAGUUGAAGGAAUGCAGGAGCCCGAAGUUGAAGAGUUGGUGGACAAAAUAAGGAACACGCAUGAAGCUAACAGAGCCACGGAAAAAGACAUUAAGGAGAUGGAAUCAGUCAUUGGCUCUUUGCAGGAAGAACAAGCAAAUUUACAAACUGAAGCAGAGCGACUGGAAGCAAUUCUUGAAGAACAAGAAGAGUUGGCCAGGAAGGUGCAGAUCCAACAGGAGUUGUCUGAGCAAGCCUGUUUCAGGCAGGAACAGGAAGACAAAAAAAAGGUGGAAGAGGUGGAACAGAUCAGAUGUCAAAUCGAGGAAAUCAAGUUUAAACAUAGGAAACUGCGGAUGAAGUUUGAAAGCCAACUUGAGGAAGUGAUUGUGGAACAUAAGAAUCUGUACAAGGUCUUUAGUCCAAAAAAUCUCCUAGAUGAAAUAGCGCGUGCUGAAGUAAGAAAAUGUCAGCUGUCAGAAGUUGAACAAAUUAAGUUGACUCACUUGCGCAACCUUCAAGAGAAGCUAGAAGAGAUGAAGAAGCAGCCAGCAACAGCAGCUGCAGAGACUUAGGAGUGAUUGUUGCGUGAGUGUUGAGCAUCAGCUUCCCCACCACUACUGACCCCUCCCUCCCAGACCAGCUAAACACCUUCUUCGCCCACUUUGAGGACAGCUCCAGCUCCAACACGGAACCAGAACCGGACAAAAACACCACCUCCCCAGUGACGACCAACCACUCACUCUCCAGGCCUAUCAGGUAAAAAGAGCACUACACAACAUCAAAUGUAAUAAAGCAACUGGGCCUAAUGGUGUUCCGGGAUGAGUGCUAAAGAUGUGCUGGACAACUCGGUGCAGUAUUCACACACAUCUUCAACAUAUCACUACAACAAGCCACAGUCCCCACCUGUCUGAAAACUGCUACCAUAAUCCUCAUACCCAAAACCUCUAAUAUCACAAGUCUGAAUGAUUACCAGCCAGUUGCUCUCACACCAGUGAUCAUGAAAUGCUUUGAGAGACUAAUACUGCUCCACAUUAGAGCCUGCUUCCCCCCUGACCUCCACCAACAGGAAACAGAACCAAUAGAUCCACCGAUCCACCUGGAAAACCCCAACAGUUAUGUCAGGAUGCUGUUCAUCGACUAUAGUUCAGCACUCAACUCCAUCAAUCCAAAUAAACUGAUCAGCAAACUGCAAACACUCGGUCUGGGAGCCCUUCUCUGUCAGUGGAUUAAAGACUUUCUUAAAAACAGUUCUUUUCUAAAGUAAUUUGCCUGAGCCGUUUGAUUUAAUUUUUAACAAAUAUUUAACCAAUGUUAACUUAGCAUUUUCUAAAAUGUCUUUGCGGAGCUCUGGUACAAGUUGCACUGUCCGUGUCUGUAACGACUAAUAAUCAGUCUAAGCUAAAUUUUUGUCUUCAGCAACUGUGUGUUGAACAUGUAACCAGAACAAAAAGGGAUUGUUCCUGUUGCCAAAGGAACCAUUGAUAUGAAAAAUAAAACCACAAGAGUUUCACAAGUCAUAGUGAAAAAGUCAUACAUCAGAAUAAGCAGAAGAGAAUGACACGUAGACUGACAGGUCCGUCACUCAACGUCAGUACAUGAUAUCCCUGUCUUUCCCCGUCUGACUUCAUUCUCAACCUACAUUAGAAAAUUCUCGUUAUAAAAUAAACUCAGCAACAAUCCUUGAAAUAUGUAUUUCGUCAUUAGGGCUGAGAAUGUGUUUCUGAUGUACCGUACUUCCUUUAUAUCGUAUGAAAAAAUAAAUGCCAAAAGUUAUUUCUUUUGCUACUACUUUAUAUUACUAUUACUGAAGUCUGCUGCUAAAUUCAGCAUCAUGUUUCCCUCAUAACUGUUUUUAAUAAAUCAUAAGUUAAAAAAAAACAUGUAAACUGCAUCGUUAAUGCAGACGAGCAGAGGAUUAGCUGGGAAACAACACAUUUAUUCACUUUACACGGAGCUACAGUUAAUACUGAAUUAUGUUACAUGUUUGCUGAAUGUGUUAGUAUCUCUUAGUAAGUCAUCAGAAAUCGUAAGUCAUCUUUAGAAGGACCAGAAGUUUACCUCAAGCUAGCUCGGGCCAUGUUAAAGUUAAUAUAUUAAUGGAGCAAGGCAAGCUAAUUGCUAGCAUGCACGGUUGAAAAGGGGAAAAAAAACAAUGCUUUGAGACAGCUGUCAGAGAUGGCAGAAGCAUGAUCACAUAAUCCUGUUUGAGCUAUAACAGGUGGUGUGUUCUACAUUUUAUUUCCCAAUUGCUUUUCGAAAUAAGAAUAGAGUACUAUAAACAAACUGUUACCAUUGGAAAUCGCUGGUUUCGGUUUGACGUCGAAAGUUGCACCCAUAACUCAGGCAAGGUAUCACGGGGGCUAGGAAUAAGGUGGGUAACAUACAGUGACAAUAUAGGAUCUAUCCAUCUAUCUAACAAUAUACACUAUAUAUUUGUGCACACAAUCAUGUUCAGUUUCACUUUAAGAUUUCAUAAAAGACUUUUAUUGCAGUAUUUCAAAAACAAUGUAAUACUCUCUGAGGUUUUUAAAAAAAAACACACAUUGACCCUGUGCAACUGAUUUCCCCCUAAUUAAUGCCAAUUAGUUUUUACAGCCAGGACCACACACUUGCAUAUUUCUGAAAGCUAAACAGAAGGCACUUUAAUAGUACAGUGAGGGUGGUCAUUAUCUGAUUUGUUAUUUAGCCCCUUUUUUAUAUAAAUACGUACAAUAUAAUCCAGUACAGAAAACAGUGUAACCCCUGAAGUGUCCAUAUAGUAAUAGAACCUCCAAAUCUGUGACGUUCUGUAAAAGAAAAAAAAAAGAAAAGAAAAAACUUUAAAUGGUUUGAUGCCCAGUCAAGCUCUCAAGCAACCUGGGAAUUGUACCAUGUAACUAC